Helicoverpa armigera (cotton bollworm) is the source of this 2135-nucleotide messenger RNA. RefSeq names its product ATP-dependent DNA helicase PIF1 (gene Pif1). Gene Ontology annotation, molecular function: DNA helicase activity. Lineage: Eukaryota; Metazoa; Arthropoda; Insecta; Lepidoptera; Noctuidae. The transcript has 3 exons. The record is from RefSeq and is a predicted model, not a curated record. Gene Ontology annotation, biological process: telomere maintenance; DNA repair. Bases 123 to 2033 code for a protein of 636 amino acids.
UUCAAAUCAACUGUCAUCUUACUGUCAGUGAAGUUUGUUUAGGAAGUUUUUCGUUACGCGCCUUUUGUUUUACUUGCAUCAAUAAUAUUAAUUUAUGUAUUAAAAGCGCAGCAAAUAUUACAAUGGAGGGUGGAGAUUCGUUUUUAAGUUGUGCGGUGACUCUGGAAUGGAUUACUCAAGGUUCUGUGACAAGGAAAGUAAGCUAUAAAACUGCUUCACUUCGAUUGAUACGAAAUGAAUUUCGUGAAAUGUUUAUGGAAAUUACAAGUGAGAAACAUGCAGCUAUCAGACUAGCAUUGAAAGGAAUAAACGUGUUCAAAAAAUUCAUGGCAGAAGGCAAGGCUAGCGUUAAAUUUCAAGAUGCUGGUUGCACUUUGUUCAUAUCGAAUGCACCGCCAACUAACCUCGUGGGCUUUUUGAGAACAAUAUUUAUUAAAAUGACUGGAGAUAAAGAAAAAGGUGCCAACACGACACCUUCAAAACAAACUAUGAGGUCUAAGCUAUUGAGUGGGAAAGCUCAAGCUUUUGAAGAAAUAAGUCCAAUCACAGUAGCUGACGUUAAUAAUGCUAAGAAAAACAUUCCUAAGUCUACUCUGACAACUCCUUCUCCUCCUUCAAAGAAGCGUAAAAUGGAGGACGGAGCUCGCGGCCCUGCUCCUAAGAAGUUAUACUCCCCAUCACCACUGACCACUACAAGUUCAUUGAAUCCGGAGCAGCAGAGAGUGUUGGAGGCCUGCCUCGGAGGGAAAAACAUAUUUUUUACUGGAUCUGCAGGGACAGGCAAGAGUUUUCUCCUGAAGAGAAUUGUGGCAGCCUUACCACCAGAUGUCACUGUACCUACUGCUUCAACUGGUGUAGCUGCUUGCCAUGUUGGUGGUACAACUCUCCAUGCGUUUGCUGGAAUCGGAGAUGGCAGCGGCACCUUAGAACAUCUCUGUGAGAAAGCCAUGAAGUUACCGUUAGUGGCACAGAAGUGGAGGAAAUGUAAACAUCUCAUUAUAGAUGAAAUAUCCAUGGUGGAUGGAGGGUUUUUUGAGAAAUUGGAAGCAGUAGCAAGACAUGUUAGGAAAAAUGACAAACCCUUUGGUGGAAUACAACUUAUACUGUGUGGUGAUUUUCUGCAGUUACCUCCUGUUGUCGAUAAAGCCAAGACAGGCAAAAGAUUUUGCUUCCAGUCGCCCUGCUGGGAUAAAUGUAUAGAACUUUGUUUUGAACUGAAGCAAGUUCAUAGACAAAAAGAUUCUGAAUUUAUUUCCAUUCUGAACAGUAUUAGGAUUGGUAGAGUUACCAAAGAAAUUAGUGACCGCCUUACUGGAACAUCAAGACAGAAAAUUGAGAGUGAUGGCAUUUUGGCAACAAGGUUGUGUUCUCAUACUAAUGACUCCAAAAUGAUAAAUGAAUCCAAAUUGAAUGAUUUAGAUGGUGAAGAAAAACUCUUCUCUUCACAAGACAGUGAUAAUGCUACAAAACAACUUGACAUGCAGACUAUUGCUCCUGCAAAACUUCUGCUAAAAAUAGGAGCUCAAGUGAUGCUGCUAAAAAAUAUUAAUGUAAAUGCAGGCUUAGUAAACGGGGCUAGAGGGGUAGUCGUGAGAUUUGAGGAAGGCUUCCCUGUCGUAAGAUUUAAAAAUAAAAAAGAGUAUACAGCAAGAACUGAACGCUGGUUUGUAAAAAACUCCAAUGGAACUUUGCUUUGUCGCAGACAAGUGCCUUUGAAUCUGGCUUGGGCAUUUUCUAUACACAAAUCUCAGGGUUUGACAUUAGAUUGUGUGGAAAUGUCAUUGUCCAAAAUAUUCGAGGCUGGCCAAGCCUAUGUAGCCUUAAGCAGAGCCCAAAGUCUAGAUACUCUCAGGGUUCUAGACUUUGAUUCGCGUCACGUGUGGGCUGACCCAAACGUUUUAGAAUUCUACCAAAGGUUUAGGCGACGUUUGCAACAAAUGGAAAUAAUUCCCCUUGGAAGACCACUGACUGAUAAGACAAAUAAGAAAUUAAAAUUAAGAGAAAUUUUGGAAAAACAAUUGAGGCGUAAAUAAUAAGUAAAUACAAAGUAGCGAAAUGUUUAUUUAUUGUCAAUACUUAUAAUUAAUUUAAUAAAUAAUCAUGAUCCUCUUACAAAUGAGACUGAAUGUAUUCAA